Messenger RNA from Wasmannia auropunctata (little fire ant), 4305 nucleotides. RefSeq lists its product as uncharacterized. The record is from RefSeq and is a predicted model, not a curated record. Lineage: Eukaryota; Metazoa; Arthropoda; Insecta; Hymenoptera; Formicidae. The transcript has 9 exons. Gene Ontology annotation, cellular component: cell cortex. Gene Ontology annotation, biological process: imaginal disc-derived wing hair organization. Bases 1 to 4203 code for a protein of 1400 amino acids.
AUGCGCUCUCUAGCCCUCGUUCUCACGAGCUUCAACCUCCUGCAAGUCGUCGUACGCUGUCAGGAAUUAUCGGUCAUCCGGCACUCCGAUGGAGAUAUUUUUACCAUCGAAGGCUCUUGUACGGAAGCCUGUACAGUGCUUAGCAGCGGCACCGCCAGUCCUUACUCCCGGGGCUCGUCGAGUUCGAGCCUGCUUGUGCCGAACAGUUCCUGCACGUGCCAGUGUAACUUCGACUUGCCUAUCUUUCGCGAGGAUCUUCACAUAUGCGUCAACGACAUCCACGAGUGCAACGUUGCUGGGUUUGUCAACAGCAACGGCCACGUGGAGAGAGUACCGUAUGUCUUCUUACCACAGCGAGGGCAGAUAAUAUAUCCUCACGCGGAGAUUCGCUUCGAAGGUGUGACCACUCCUGUAUGCGGUAUCGCCGGUGCCCAGCAAUUGGGCAGGGCGGGAUGGUCCGAGCUGAGGAAUCUCUCCGACACCGAGCCGCCCUUCAGACUGUUCCGAGACGAGGGCAGGACGUUCCUCCAGUGGAUUGGCGAGGCCGGGCUGAGAGAAGCAGCGGAAGGACGAGUCGUAACGGCCAAGCUUGUCUGCAGAGACGCGUCACCGAAGUCAACGUUCUCUGGGGUUUUCACACCUUGCGUGGCCUUUAGAGUGGCCGGCUCACCAUCGAAAAAUAGCGUACGAGAAGUAAUGUUCUCAUCGACAUCCCAAGUGUCGCAAGGUUUAUCAGCCACGGAAUACACCGCCAUUGGUCUCUCCUCGGUAAUCCUGGCUCUCAUAUACGUGGCCAGCGUAUCGUUAUAUUUGCACAGCAGAAGGGCGAAGAGAAAAUCCAUCGAGGAGGCGAACAUCACUCUCGACGGCGGUCGAGACGGCGGCGGUUUAGUGAAGAGUAAUCCGUUGUUGGCGGCCACGAGACACUUCGAGAGCGACACUAAUAGCGGUCUCACCGAGAGCGAUUUAGGCGAGGAUCUUCCUGCAAGCGACAACGAGCAGGGUUUCGAAAACCAGAUAACGUCCGCGCUCGUUCAUCCGCACUGCGUGCAUCUGGAGCAAUCGGAAGGGCCCUUCCCCGCGGGUUCCAUUCUGGGCGAGAGGCUACCGGAAGAGGAUGUACGGGUCGUGGAGACGGCUGACAAUCCCCAUCAGCAAGAUGUACCGGUUCUUCCAGGUGCUCAACGGAGGAAAUUGUACUUCAAUCCCGCGUACUUCGAUCGACAGCUAUUGCUGGCCCCACCUCCGGCUGCCAUCGAGUUCCUGCUCAAAAUCCGAGAAGUCAUCUCCAUCGCCAAGCACAAGAUGGCUGCAAAAAGAUUUGUUCCUACCCUUGUCGGUAUUCCGGAAGAGGAGAGCGCUUCCGAACGAUGCGAAUCGUCAAAAUCGAGCAGGUACCAGCAGAGAACAACCCCGAGCUCCGUUCAAGGCGGCUCGGUCGCGAAGUCACGCAGGUCCUCCCAACGGUGCACCGGAUGUCCCGGCUGCAGCAGCGAGUCCCCUCGACAGCUUACCGCUCUUCCCGUACCCGAUUUGCCCAGCCAUGGUGAGAGCAAGGUGCGCGCCUGGUUAGAAGACGUGCGGCCGCCGCAGCGUCGCUGGCGGGACGCCGAGGACACGCGCAGGAACUUCCAGGAGAACGCCCGAACGUUCGCUCGAAAUCUGGAGUACCUGAAGGAGCUGGCCAGACGCGACUUCGGCGAGCCGGACAAUCGCGCGAAUUUGGCCGGCAAGUCGGUGUCGUCGUGGAAGGACAAUCCGCCGAUGCUGAGGACCUUCCAGAAUAUCGCCGCCAGAAGCGAGAUUCUGGAGAACGACGAUCGCCACAGCGUGUCCAGGCGGUCGACCAGGUCCAUGUUCGAGGGAACCGAGCACGAGCGUUACGGCCGCGGUAAGCGGGCGAACGGUAGACCGUUCCAAAUCACCGCCGGCGACGACGCGAUAAACGCGAAAGUCCGCAAGGCCAUCGAGAAUUCCUUCAUUAAGCAGAUGGAGGAGAACGCGGUCAUGGAGAGCGAGACGAAAGAGAGCGUGAAAGACGAGAGGACGAGCAAGAGCGAAGAUGAGUCGGCGAAGACGGAGAAAUCAUCCAGUAACACGGACAAAUCGGAGAAGUCGCGAUCACAGCAAUCGUCGAGCAAUCCCGCGCCGAAAAGAUCGAGGAAGUCAAAGGCGCCGAGCGUGCCGACGCCGAAGAAGAAGGAACUCCCGGACAUGAUCAACGAGCUACCCGGCGCGAAGAACACCGCCAAGCGUAUUAUGGACGCCGUGAUACGCGAGAUGGUGGACGUGAAGGCGUUGGACCAUCAUCACGCUAAACCGACCGAUCGUACUACGGCGAUCGGCGAUUACGAGGUGGACAGUCUGGAACGUUCCAAGUGCAUUCGGAAGUCGUCGACGUCGCCGGACCAGUCGUCGACGGACAAUCAGUCGAGUCCGGCCAUGUCCACGGCGCUGCCGAUGGACGAGGAGCUAACGAUGCAAAAUGCCAUCAUCAACACGCGAACCGGCGAGAUGACGAUGUCGAAGCUCAGCAAUCAGAUUCUCGCCGAGAGGAAUUGCUACAGCAGUUUGCCGGAGCUGAUCAGCAGCCAGCGGUUGGAGACGUAUUCGCUGGUGAGCGAGGUCUACGUGAACGACGGCUACGCCAGUCCAGCCUGCAGCGACGACAGCGGCCCGGAGAUUCAAUACGAGCCGGAGAAUCCGGGUCAUCUAACGAUCAAGGUCCAGGACUCGCCGGAAAACUACGUGAAGCUCGACGAGUCCGAGUACGAGCCGGACACGUUGGACCGAAAGCCGAUGAAGCUGCGGAUCAAUGACGACAUGCAGUACAGCCGAGGGGAAAUUGCCAACGAGAUUUACGUGGACUCAUUGGAGCGACCGCCUCAGAUCCUUCUCAGGAGCAGAAGCAGUUUCCGCGACGAGAAUUCCACGUCGCCACGUAGCCACAACAGUUUACGGGAGAUCUACGAAGCGAAGAUCAAAUCGAGCUUGAAAGAGCCGCACAUGACGAACGGUCACGAUCCCGAAUGUCAAAUGAACGGCGAGUCCGACGGUAAUCACUCGUGGAAGAAAUGCAGGUACUUGACACCAGACAGAAGACAAGCGAAGAGGCAACGGCAGCCGCACAAUCAACCGGACGUGGUGCCGUUGCCGCCCACGGAGGAGGAGAUCUACCAGCGGCCGAAGCCACCGCGACGCGUCGAGGAAGUGAGAUUGCCGCCGUUAUCGCCGUCAAAAAACGUCUGGGACGGGAGUCCUGUCGGAGCGGGUGACCCUACGGCCAGCAACGGCGCUCCUGUCCCGAAAGCUGACGGAUACCAUGUAGGGGACCAGACCUGCCUCUGCGUGUCGCAGACUCAAGUCGACGCGACCAAGUACGAGGAGCAUCGCGAGAACGUUAUUCCCUUAACGGGAACGACGUUCUUCAGCGAGAGAAUAGGCGAGUGUACGGUGACGAACGGUUGCAGGGACUGCCCGUGCGAGACGCGGAUUGAAAUCGAGGUUCCUGAGGACAGGUACAGGUUCUACGGGUACGUUGGUUCCAACAAGGAGGAAGUCUCGGUGCGAGGGGCGAAGGUGACGCGGGAGAAGCGGUCGGUCACGGGCUCCGCUCAUCACAGAAGCUCUGCGAGGAGUUCGAAGACGCGAUCGUGGAGCGUCGAUCAUUGCCGGGAGGACGAGGAUAAGCUUCUCAACAACGGCAGAGCGCAUAACUGUUCCAAAACGAGACACCUGACGAAGGGUCUCUCGAAGAGCUGCGAUUCCAACUCGAACGUGCUGCCGUUGGUGGACAAUCGACGUGGUCACGUGAAGGUCGAGGACAGCGGUUACCUUAGUAGCACCGACAGCAACGGCUCGCACAAGCGGUUGCUGAAGCACGAGGUGAGCAGCGUGUCCGAGGAGACCGACGAGACCGAGUCGGUGUGCGACGGCGCCAGCGAGAGCGGCGCCGAGAGCGUCGGCACGGACAGCGUUUUCUUCGGUAACUUCCGCAGACUGUCAGAAAUCUCUAAGAGCGCCGAUUCCGGCGUGGAUCUGGGGGCGAAGAGUCCGUCGUAUUAUCAGCCGGCGUUCGGCGCGAGAACUGAGAGCGCGGUGGUUUUGGAGAGAGCGAAUUUCAGCACGAGCGACAGCGAAACCGAGAGUCUCGUCACCGUAUUGCCUCCUUGUAGCGGUCAGUGCGGCAAGUUGGUAUCGUAAGUGAUCAAAGUCUCCGAUCGAAGUAGAUGAUCUCUCUACGAAUCCUCCGGUAGGAUCUAUAAGGUACCAAUACUUAAUAUCUUAGUACCGAUGUUUUAGUCG